Amblyraja radiata (thorny skate) is the source of this 1901-nucleotide messenger RNA. RefSeq names its product retinal dehydrogenase 2. Bases 68 to 1681 code for a protein of 537 amino acids. Gene Ontology annotation, molecular function: oxidoreductase activity, acting on the aldehyde or oxo group of donors, NAD or NADP as acceptor. The record is from RefSeq and is a predicted model, not a curated record. Lineage: Eukaryota; Metazoa; Chordata; Chondrichthyes; Rajiformes; Rajidae. The transcript is spliced from 14 exons.
GGAAACGUGUAUAUAUAGGAUCUGUGUACAUGUGCUGGCUUAAAACUCCACGCAGAAAGAGCGUCAGAUGUCAGCCGCAGAGGUUGAAGCCAACAGAUCUAGAAAUGCAAUGCUUGUUUGCAGUGGAACACAAGCGAACCAGCGCAACAUGAGUGCUCCGACAGCCGCCCGCGAAGCUACAGCGCCAGGUCCACUUAGUGCGCCCGUGCCGUUGGCUGAGUUGGAAAUCAGACACACAAAGAUCUUCAUAAAUAAUGAAUGGCAUGAAUCCUGCAGCGGCAAACAGUUCGCAACCUGGAACCCGGCCACGGGGGAGAAAAUCUGCGACGUGGAAGAAGGCGAUAAAGUGGACGUUGAUAAGGCAGUGAUAGCAGCCAGGGAAGCGUUCCGGAUUGGAUCCGUAUGGCGUAGAAUGGACGCUUCUGCAAGAGGAAGGCUUUUAAAUAAACUUGCUGAUUUGCUGGAAAGGGAUCGUGUUGUACUAAGUACAAUUGAAUCUAUUGAUGCUGGAAAGCUCUUCCUUCAGGCAUACUUUGUUGACUUAGAUGGUGCAAUUAAAACAUUACGUUACUAUGCUGGAUGGUCUGACAAAAUCCAAGGACGCACCAUUCCUGUUGAUGGUGAUUAUCUCACAUUUACAAGGCAUGAACCAAUUGGCGUGUGUGGACAAAUUAUACCUUGGAACUUCCCACUUCUGAUGUUUACUUGGAAGCUUGCUCCUGCCCUUUGCUGUGGCAACACAGUAGUUAUCAAACCAGCUGAACAAACUCCACUGACUGCACUCUACAUGGGAUCAUUAAUUAAAGAGGCAGGAUUUCCUCCUGGGGUGGUGAAUAUUGUACCAGGAUUAGGAAGAACUGCCGGAGCAGUUAUAGCCAGCCAUUUGGACAUAGAUAAAGUCGCCUUCACUGGUUCCACUGAGAUUGGUAAAAUAAUACAGCAGGCUGCAGGCAAGAGUAAUCUAAAGAGAGUAACGCUGGAACUUGGAGCGAAGAAUCCAAAUAUCAUAUUUGCCGAUGCAGACUUGGACUUUGCCAUAGAACAAGCUCAUCAUGGUCUGUUCUUCAAUCAGGGACAGUGCUGUUUGGCAGGAUCCAGAAUAUUUGUGGAGGAAUCUAUCUACAAAGAAUUUAUCUGCAAGAGCAUCACCCGAGCAAAGAAGCAUGUUAUCGGAAAUCCUCUAAAUGGAACUGUCACCCAUGGUCCACAGAUUGAUAAAAAACAGUAUGAUAAAAUUCUCGGUUUAAUUGAGAGUGGGAAGAAGGAAGGAGCCAAGCUGGAAUGUGGAGGAUUGCCCUGGGGAGAUAAAGGCUUCUUCAUUCAGCCUACAGUUUUCUCAGAAGUUACAGAUGAAAUGCGCAUUGCCAAGGAAGAGAUCUUUGGACCAGUGCAGCAGAUAAUCAAGUUUAAAACAGUUGACGAAGUUAUUCAAAGAGCCAACAACACUCAUUAUGGUUUAGUUGCUGCAGUUUUCACCAAAGACAUCAAUAAAGCAUUUACCGUGGCUUCAGCUCUUCAAGCUGGGACUGUGUGGGUUAAUUGUUACAAUGCCAUGCAUGUCCAAAGUCCUUUCGGAGGGUUUAAAAUGUCUGGAAAUGGCAGAGAAAUGGGAGAAUAUGGUCUUCAGGAGUACACUGAAAUUAAGACCAUCACCAUCAAAAUUCCACAGAAGAAUUCCUAAAAUAUUUUAAAUGGUUGAAUAAUUAGAAAGAGACUGCGAUCUGAAACUUUUAAAGUCUAAAGUUAAACAUCACAUUUCAUCUGUGUAGUUUCACAAUAAACACAGCCCAGUAUCUGACAGCUGUCCUGUACCAUGAAGUAUGAAUAAUAUAUCGAAGUAGAACUUACCUGUUAGUACUUACGCAGCAAAAAAAGUGAUUAAAAAUUAUAGUUCUACCAGU